AUCUUUUUCCCGCCGCAGGAGGAGGAGGAGGAAGAGAAGGAGCAUGGGGGGAGAGCAGCCCGCAACACGUCGUCACGGAAAUGUAAUAUUCAUCUUUUUGUUUUUAUGAGACACAUUGGAGACAUGGAGGCAACAGACGGGUGCGAAUUUUAGGAAAUAGGACAAGAAGAAGAAAAGAAGAAAGUGGAAGGGAACGGAUCACAGCCGUACCGAAAGAACAGAGGACAUUGCCGCAUACACACUGGGAGAAGAUGCCGUUCCAUCAUGUGACGGCAGGCCUGCUGUACAAAGGCAACUACCUGAGCCGCUCGCUCUCGGACACUGACAGCGACGUGUUGGCCAGUAUCUCUGUGGAGGAACUCCAUGAGAUCCGGGAGGCCUUCAAGGUUCUGGAUCGUGAUGGGAACGGUUUCAUCUCAAAGCAGGAGCUGGGAAUGGCCAUGCGCUCGCUGGGAUACAUGCCCAGCGAGGUGGAGCUCGCCAUCAUUAUGCAGCGGCUCGACAUGGAUGGUGAUGGCCAGGUGGACUUUGAGGAGUUCAUGACCAUCCUGGGCCCAAAACUUCUCUCUUCUGAAACCAGAGAAGGUUUCCUGGGAAGUACCAUCGACACCAUCUUCUGGCAGUUCGAUAUGCAGAGGAUCACCCUGGAGGAGCUGAAGCACGUCCUCUUCUACGCCUUCCGAGACCACCUGACCAUGAAGGACAUUGAGAACAUCAUCAUCAAUGAGGAAGAGAGCCUCAAGGAGAAUGCAGGAAACUGUCAGACCGAAUUUGAAGGAGUGCACCCGUCCAAGAAGAACCGUCAGACGUGUGUGAGGAAGAGCCUGAUCUGCGCCUUCGCCAUGGCGUUCAUCAUCAGCGUCAUGCUGAUCGCAGCCAAUCAGAUGCUGAGGAACGGCAUGGAGUAGCCAGCCCCACUGUGACAUACACAUACACACACACACACACUCACAUAUUCCGUUUUUUUGCUCGCGCUCCACCCCUUUACUCCGACAGCAGGGACUCUCAAGGGCUGCCGUUACCCACAAUCCUCCUCUGUCCUCUUCUGAUGAUGCAAUAACUCGGCGCCGGCGGCAGGAAGGAGCGCUUGAAAUUUUGUUUGUGCAGACGAAACCCAUGUUCGGGAAGGACCGCUUGAUUCCGGAGCCGCAGAACGUGGGCGGAAGGUCCAUGUGGACAAGCAUCAAGAUGCGUGUGGAGGGAAAGAAUGCGUCCAACCUGGAAACCUCACACAAGUAUGGCGAACACACCUUCUGGUUGCCGCACGGAAUGCUGGGAUUUCUUUUUUUUUUUAUAUAUAUAUCAUCUGUCAGUUUGGACUUAAGAUCCUCCGAGUGGGGAAUCAAACAAGGAUUCCUUUAAGUCAAAGACACCAAACACCUAACGUCCUGGCUUCUUGUAUUCUUCCAUUGUUUUCCUCCUGAUCUUGGCCUCCUCCUCCACUGUUGUCCCCUUACCUUCUUCUUUUUCAUCCCACUCCCUCUUUCUCCUCUCAUCCUUUUUCAUCUUUGUCCCGCCUCCUCCUUCUUUCUCCUGCCUCUUCCUCUUCACCCCCCCCCUCCUCAUUUCUACUCCUCUCACCUUUUUGCCCUCCUCCCUUGUCUUCCAUUAAUCCCCUCAACCUUUCUCCCCUCUUCUGCCGUUCCCUUCCUCCUCCUUCCUCCUCACCGGAGCAUGAAUAUUCCUCCCGUUUGCCACCGUCUUCUUCUGACUUCCUGUUUCACACGGCGACCAAGUGUGUUGAGGAGACUAGAUGGCGCCGUCCCAUCUCGUCCAUCUGUGCUGUUUGUGUGCGUGCCCGCGCAUGCGCAUGUGUUUGUGUUUCCACUUCCUUCUUCUGAUUUGAUGAAUCAGUUCACCGUUAUCAAUUGACUGAUUAAUGACUGAUUGAUGAGUGAUGCUGGAGGUCACUUUGCAUAAUAAGCUUUACACAUGAUCAAGCACAUACAGCAGCAAUACUGAUAUCACAAUACAAUAUCCAUAAAUCCAUUUUGUAUAGCUUGCCCUCUUUGAAGUGAUCAGUUGACCUUUGGAAAGAGAAGGGAGGCACACCCUGAACUUCUCACCAGGGCACAUAUAGACAAACAACAAUUCACACAA
Hippocampus zosterae (dwarf seahorse) is the source of this 2100-nucleotide messenger RNA. RefSeq names its product calneuron 1 (gene caln1). The transcript is spliced from 6 exons. The record is from RefSeq and is a predicted model, not a curated record. Bases 252 to 908 code for a protein of 218 amino acids. Gene Ontology annotation, molecular function: calcium ion binding. Lineage: Eukaryota; Metazoa; Chordata; Actinopteri; Syngnathiformes; Syngnathidae.